Spodoptera litura is the source of this 4180-nucleotide messenger RNA. RefSeq lists its product as uncharacterized. Gene Ontology annotation, molecular function: iron ion binding; 2 iron, 2 sulfur cluster binding; oxidoreductase activity. Lineage: Eukaryota; Metazoa; Arthropoda; Insecta; Lepidoptera; Noctuidae. The record is from RefSeq and is a predicted model, not a curated record.
GUCAGUCUGCGGUACGAAGCCGCACUUACAACCAUGGACGUCAUCAAGUUUAAGGUGAAUGGAGUCGAGCACACAGUAUCCGGCAGCGAGGUGGGCUCCGAUGUUAUGUUGCUGGACUACCUCCGCAACUACCUCCAGCUACGUGGUACCAAGUACAGUUGCCGCGAGGGUGGGUGCGGAGCCUGCAUGAUCACCGCUGCCAAAACUCCAGGAGCUCCAUACUUGGCUGUCAAUGCAUGUCUCCAAUCGCUCGGAUCUUGUCAUGGAUGGGAUAUCGUGACUAUUGAGGGUUUGGGCAACAAAAAGGAUGGGUACCACCCUCUGCAGACGACGCUCGCUGAGAACCAUGGCACUCAAUGUGGAUACUGUACUCCAGGAUGGGUGAUGGCCAUGCAUGGUCUCAUGGAAAGCAACAAUCACCUGACGAUGUUAGACAUAGAAAAGUCGCUUUCUAGCAAUCUUUGUCGCUGUACUGGCUACAGACCUAUCUUGGAUUCUUUCAAGAAGUUUGCAGUAGAUGCUCCUACCGAAGACAAGAUUAAAAGUAUUAAGGAUUUGAGUAUUUGUAAGAAAUCCAACAACUGUUGUCGAAGCUUUGCCAAAGAAAAUGAUUGGUGUAUGGUGGAGGAUGAUGUGUCUGCUGGAAAGAUGAUGGAAAUAAAAUUAAAAGAUGGUAAAACAUGGUACACACCCACGACUCUAAAUGAGGUUUUAAAGUUAUUAGAGGAGAAUUUGGAAUCAUACAUGCUGGUCGGUGGAAACACAUCCAAAGGCGCGUAUCCCAUAUUGGAUUAUGCCAAUGCAUUGAUAGAUGUGAACCACGUACAAGAGCUAAAAGCUAACGACUUUGACCAGAACCUUAGAGUCGGAGCAGGUCUUACAAUGACAGAAUUGAUGGACAUCUUCAAAACUAGUGCUGCGCAAGAGAACUUCAGCUAUUUAUCCAUAUUGUAUGACCAUGUGGAUCUAGUUGCUCACAUACCGUUACGAAAUGUAGCAACAGUUGCUGGAAACUUGAUGAUCAAACACACUUACAAUUCUUAUCAAUCUGAUAUGUAUCUAAUCUUCUAUACCGUUGGUGCUCAAUUAACAAUUGUGGAUUACCAUGGAAAGAGACAAACAGUAACGAUGAAUAAGUUUUUGGAAAUAGACAUGAAAGGAAAAGUGAUCUUGGACAUCCUACUCCCACCAUUAAGUAAAUCGCAUAAACUUUACACAUAUAAGCUGAUGCCCAGAGCUCAGAGUUCUCACGCCAUUGUGAACGCCGGUUUCCUUUUCAAACUAAAUUCAUCAAACGUGGUAGAAGAAGCCACCAUCGUUUAUGGAGCUCUUUCGGAGAAAUUUGAAAAAGCUGUGUCCACUGAAAGGUACCUUAUUGGAAGGGACUUGUUUAGUAAUGACACCUUGCAAGGAGCUUUGAAAGUUUUAGAUGGAGAAAUGAUCGUAGAAGAUCACCCACCAGAACCAUCUAUUGAAUAUAGAAGACAUAUCGCUAAGGCUCUCUUCUUCAAGGCUCUCCUGAAUCUAGCUCCGUCUAGAGCACCCCGGUGUGAUUCAGCUGUUAUAGAUUUGCAUUUGACCAGGCAAUGCUCAAAAGCCAAACAGGUCUUUUCUACUGAUACCUCAUUGUGGCCGGUGAACAAGCCGAUGCCAAAGCUUGAAGCAAAGAUUCAAUGCGCAGGAGAAGCUAUAUAUACUGACGAUAUGCCAUCCUUCCACAAUGAAGUGUUUGGUUCCUUUGUACUGAGUACUGUGGGCCUUGGAACUAUUCUCAAAAUGGAUCCUAGUGAAGCCUUGGCAUUACCUGGCGUAUUAGCUUUUUAUACUUAUAAAGACAUCCCCGGGUUGAACUCUUUUACUCCCUCAGAUGGGCAAGGUGGAGUUACGUCAGCAAACGAGGAAAUUCUAUGUGAAGGUGAUGUAAAAUAUAACGGCCAGCCAAUUGGUAUCAUUGUAGCAGAAACUCAAAACUUAGCAGAUAGAGCUGCAAGGCUGGUGAAAGUUAAAUACACUAACAUUUGUACACCUAUUACGGAUAUCAAAGUAGCUAAAGAAGAUAGCACGAGGAACACUCUAUUCACUUCUGCUGAUGCCACAACGACUGGCUCCGAUGUCCACAAGAUUAUAACUGGCAGUAACGUUGUACACGGACAAUAUCAUUUCCCAAUGGAGACCAUGGUCUCUGUCGUUAGACCUACGGAAGAAGGAUUGGAGGUACAUUUGGCAUCACAGUGGAUGGAUGGUGCACAUACUAUGAUUUCGAGGGCUUUAAAAAUAGACCAAAACAAAAUUGAUGUCUACAUUCGCCGAGUUGGCGGUUCUUAUGGACUAAAGAUUUCGCGUUGCAUUCAGUCAGCUGUUGCGUGCAGUCUUAUCGUUCAAAAACUGAACCGCCCAUGCAGGUUCAUUCAACCAUUGAUUACUAAUCUGAAAGCUUUCGGUAAAAGGAUGCCCAACGUAACUGAUUAUGAGGUUGCGGUCAACAGUUCUGGAAUUUUACAAUAUGUAAACUUGUUCGCCUAUACAGACAACGGUUACAAAAUAAAUGAGCCUAUUGCAUUCUACGCGGCUGAUGUCUAUUUCAACUGCUACGAUGGCACCAAAUUUAAUUAUAAGUCCUAUAACACAAUUACUGAUACAGCUAAAAAUACUUACUGUAGAGCGCCAGGUACAUUAGAAGCCAUCGCAAAUAUUGAGAAUAUUAUGGAGAGAAUUUCGUAUGAACUUUCUUUGGAUCCAAUUGCUCUCCGUCUUGCCAAUUUGAACACAAAUUACAGUGAGUUAGCUGAAACAGUAGAAGCAUUAAAAACCAGCGCUGAAUAUACUAGUCGCAGAGCAGCAGUUGAUUCCUUUAAUACCAAAAAUAAGUGGAAGAAACGAGGACUGAGAUGGGCUUUCUGUAGAUUCCCUCCAGUAGGUGGAUUAUAUGCUGACGUAAAUCUCUCAGUUUACCAUUCAGAUGGCACUAUUGUUAUUACUCAUGGAGGUAUUGAAAUGGGUCAAGGUAUUAAUACUAAAGCCGCUCAAGUAGCAGCCUAUUUGCUGAAUGUACCAGUAGAAUUGAUUGAAAUUAAAGGAAACAACAGCAUCAUUGCACCUAACAGUUUCGCCAGUGGAGGAAGUAUUACAACUGAGGGUGUGAUUGUCGGGCUAAGAAGAUGUAUUGAGCAACUGCAGGCCAGAUUAGAACCUAUCAAAGCCACGAUGACUGACCCAACCUGGUUACAGUUGAUAACCGCAGCAUUUGCUGCUAAUGUGGAUCUUCAAGUCCACGGAUAUUGCAGUUCUUCAGAUGCACAAGCAUAUGAAAUGUUUAGUGCGGCAUGUUGUGAAGUGGAAGUUGACGUUCUGACCGGAGAAUAUGAAAUUCUGAGAGUAGAUAUAAUGCAAGAUGUUGGUAUAAGUAUGAAUCCUGAUAUUGAUAUUGGACAAAUUGAAGGAGCUUUCAUGAUGGCUUCUGGAUACUGGACUUGUGAGAAAUUGGUUUAUGACUCAGAAAACGGUGCGCUACUCACAGACAGAUCUUGGGAUUACCAUCUUCCUGAGGCCAGAGAUAUACCUCAAGACUUUAGAGUUACCCUAAAGAAUUCUUACAGCCACGACUACAUUCUGGGAUCCAAGGGUAUUGGAGAGCCACCGGCGUGUCUAUCAGUGGUUGUACCAUUUGCACUUAGAGAAGCCAUUGUGCAAGCAAGACAAGAAUCUGGUAUACCAACCACGGAAUGGUUUGAUAUUGAAGGCCCAUUCUCCACGGAAAAGAUAUGCAUGGCGAUGAAGACUAGCGUGAAUGACUUUAAAAUUGUCUAAGGUGCGAUGAAGAAAUGACAAAUGGAUGAUAAUUAUAUAAGUUUAACAUUGGUUCCUUCACUCAUGUAUGACAGAGUGAAUGGAGUAGAAAACAUGCUUAGCAGUGAUAUAAAAAUAUACAUAUAGCUAUUUUGCUUUUUCACUUAAGAGAACAUUAAUAAGUUUUAUCUGGUUUCUUUAUUAAAAAAUCAUUUUCAAAGCUUUUUUAUCUUAGUUCUUAGUUAGAGGUCAGUAGUUUAUUGCAAUUUUGUUCGCUUUUUUACACCAUCAAUUUAUUACUUUGGUUUUUAACGGUUUUAUUUUUGUUACCUUUUGGGGUUUUGUUGGUAUCUUUUUGUUUUUCUCCAUAAUAAUUAUUCGUUUUGUAUUCCUU